Messenger RNA from Aspergillus nidulans FGSC A4, 423 nucleotides. RefSeq lists its product as uncharacterized. Lineage: Eukaryota; Fungi; Ascomycota; Eurotiomycetes; Eurotiales; Aspergillaceae. The record is from RefSeq and is a predicted model, not a curated record. The transcript has a single exon. Bases 1 to 423 code for a protein of 140 amino acids.
AUGAUAGCGGUGAAGCGCUCAACAGCAGGGUUCAUGCCCAUGUUGCUGAUGGUGAAAGUACCGCCCUGGUACUCUUCGGGCUUGAGCUUGUUGUCACGAGCACGCUUGCCAAGGUCCUUGACCUGGUUAGAAAUGCUGGAAAGACCAAGACCCUGGGCAUUCUUCACAAUAGGAGUGAUCAGACCAACGGGCGUAGCAACAGCAACGCUGAUGUCAACGCUGUUGUGCUGGCGAAUAACAACCUGGCCGUUCUCCUCAGUCCAGCUGGAGUUCACCUGGGGAACCUUGCGGAGAGCGGCAGCGCAAGCCUUGAUGAGGAAGUCAUUGACGGAGAGCUUGUACUUGCCCUCAGAGGAGGCGUUUAGUGCCUGCCGAAGCUUCAGAAGCUUGGUGACGGACAGAGUAGUAGAAACGAAAAAGUGA